Molecule: messenger RNA, 2039 nt
Organism: Poecilia latipinna (sailfin molly)
Lineage: Eukaryota; Metazoa; Chordata; Actinopteri; Cyprinodontiformes; Poeciliidae
Gene: fkbp16
Product: FKBP prolyl isomerase 16
Exons: 8
Coding region: 438-1787 (449 amino acids)
Biological process (GO): protein folding; negative regulation of apoptotic process
Cellular component (GO): endomembrane system; membrane; mitochondrial envelope
Molecular function (GO): protein binding; protein folding chaperone; peptidyl-prolyl cis-trans isomerase activity
Source: RefSeq, a predicted model, not a curated record
UUUUUCUCCUUCUAAUCCUGUAGAUUACCACUGCACAGUCUGCUGGCUGUGAGUUCUUCGUUGCGCUGUGCAGGUUCUUUACAUUGAUUUUUUUCUUUUUUUUUUGUAGCCACCACAUCGAUGAAUUAAGUUGACUAAGAUGGAUGCAAGCUGUUGAGGAGAGGUCAAAGGGAGGCGGAAUUGCAGAUUUUGCAGGUGGGACAAAACUUUAAAAGCAUCAUAUGUGACUGGGUAAAGCAGGAAUGCAUUCUGAGGUGGAUUAUCCAAAACACAACAUGGAUUCCUAAAUGUUUUUAUGGCGAUAUAGGAGAUAUAUAUAUUUUUUGUCUAAACAAAGAAUAGGUGAGAGCAACAACCCUACACCUCAGUAGGUCAUCGGCUGAGCAAAUAGGAUCAUCUCUUGGGACUAAUGCAGACGGUCUCCAUCGCUCAGUGAAAUGGAGACAGAGCCGUGUUGUGAGGAGCAGAGGGAUGGUGUUUUGGAUCCCACAGAGCCUGAGGUGGCAGAACCCAUUUCUGAACCCGCAGACUGCGAUCCUCUGAACAAACUGCCUUGUGGGCCUCCAGAACAAGGUGAAGAGCUCUGUGGGAAAGACCCAUCUGAACUCGAGAACCAUGCAGUCGAGAGUAAAGACAAGGAGAUGAAAAGCUUAUCCAACUGCGAGCAAGAGAGACGACAAGCAGAAUGCAAGGUAGAGAAAAAACUGAAGAAAACAAACAGCUGGAAGAUGGUCCGGUUUCAAGACCCCUCGACAGAAGAGGAUGUUGUGGAGAGGGACAGCUCAGCAGAGAUUCUCUUUCCAGAAUACGCUGUGGAAGAAUGGACAUGUGCUCAGUUUGAGGAGCUCUUCGCGGCAGAGGACUGGGAGAACAUCACAGAGGACCAGCUGUUGAGGAAGAAAAUUCUGGAAUCAGGAGACGAACAGGUCCCACGCUCCACCUGGGGUCAAGAGGUCACUGUGAAGAUGCAGGGCGUUCUUGAGGACCGGACUGUGGUGGAGAAGGACUGCAAACUUGUCUUUGUUAUCGGAGAGGGAGAUGUAAUACAGGCUCUAGAGGAGUGUGUCAUGUCCAUGCAAAAGGGGGAGAUCACAUUACUGCUGGCAGAUUCCCAGUAUGCCUAUGGACUUCUGGGAAGAGAGCCUGACAUCCCUGCAUGGGCUCCACUACUCUACCAACUGCAGCUGCUGGACAUCAGAGACAAACCGGACCCGGAAACUCUGCCCAUCGCCGACCGCAUCCGCGUUGGCAACCAGAAGAGAGAGCGAGGAAACUUUCAUUUCCAGAGAGAGGAGUACAGCCUGGCUGCCAGAGCUUAUUAUGUAGCUCUGGAGGUGCUGACCACACACAGCCAAGAUGGCAACGAUGUUGGCAUGAAGGAGGAGGAGGAAGAGGUGCGGGAAUACCGGGUGAAGUGUCUGAACAACCUGGCCACCGCUCAGCUCAGACUGGAGCAGUUCGACGAGGCACUGCACACCAGCCGGGACGUCCUGACCCUCCAGCCCAACAACGUCAAGGCUCUUUUCAGGACCGGAAAGCUGCUGUCAGAUAAGGGCGAAUACAAAGAGGCCAUGGAGGUGCUAAAACAGGCCUUGAAACUGGAGCCAACCACCAAGGCAAUCCAUGCAGAAUUGUCCAAACUUGUCAAACAACAAUCGGGAGGCAAAGAUACGCAACAGUGGAGAGUCAAACCAGCAAAGGGACUUUCCUGGAAGUUCAUCCUGGGAGCUCUGGUGGUGGCCUUGGGCAGCUUGGUGACGUCUGUGAUUAUGACCGCAAGAAACUAAAAAUCCUCAGCAGGAAGGAAAAAAAUAUGCGAUUCACUGGAGCUGAUCGAUUUCCAGUUGUCUUCCAGCAGGUCCCCACCGUAUGAGCGGCACAGCCGGGAAGAAAACUGAACUUGAGCUUUGAAUGUUUUUACUGAAAAGUGGAUUUUUAGAAGAGAGUCAGUUGAUAAGUUUAUAAAAGUUGUUUGCAGUCAGUUUUAUUUGGGGAAGGGGUUGCCUUUAUUUUUGCUUACAAACAUGCUUUAAAAAGUG